Molecule: messenger RNA, 1215 nt
Organism: Glarea lozoyensis ATCC 20868
Lineage: Eukaryota; Fungi; Ascomycota; Leotiomycetes; Helotiales; Helotiaceae
Product: RNA-binding, RBD
Exons: 3
Coding region: 1-1215 (404 amino acids)
Biological process (GO): mRNA alternative polyadenylation
Cellular component (GO): mRNA cleavage and polyadenylation specificity factor complex
Molecular function (GO): mRNA binding
Source: RefSeq, a predicted model, not a curated record
AUGGCCGACGACGAGUUCGAUAUCGAUAUCUACGGAGAUGCCAACACCGAGCAGGAUACACCUUUCAAAAAAGAUGAUGAAGGUGAUGUUAAGAUUGAGGGAGUCGAGGCAGCCAAUGGCCAAACCGGGGCAGCUAACGGCGUAAAACACGAAACUCCAGAGCAAGACGACGAUUACGUCGAUAUCAAGGUGGGGAACGACAAACCAGAUCACAAAAUGAACGACCAACAGAAGAUCAAGAGUACUGACGAAUCUGGAGCCGAUCUACUAAACAUCCCCAAGCAAGCACCACAGCAACAGGGAGUGAAGCGCAAAGAAGGAUCUGACGACCGUCCUAUAGAUCCUGGAGCGACAACAGCCUUGUUAAUUUCAGAUCUACACUGGUGGAAUACUGACGAUGAUAUUCGCGGCUGGGUCAAUCAAGCACAGGUUGAAGAUGAGCUCAAAGACAUUACCUUUUCCGAACACAAGGUCAAUGGCAAGAGCAAAGGUCAAGCAUAUGUAGAAUUCUCUUCUCAACAAGCUGCGACAGCUGCAAAGCAUAAGAUCGACGCGUUUGGAGAGGGUCAGCAAUAUGUUAAGAAACAUACCGUCACGUAUUCUAACCCGAAUGUCAAUCCUUUCCGAACCAUGCCGAAAGAUGCUCCAAUGCGUGCUGGAAAAGAAGGCCAAACAACCCGAACAGGGUCAGAUAACUACAAUAACACCCGGGGUAAUUCAGGUGGAAACUACCGUGGAAAUAGUUUCAGAGGAAAUCGAGCCGGUUUCACCCCAGGAGGAGGAAUGCAAAUGAACAAUGGCAACUUCAAUCAAAAUCGCAACUUCUCAAAUCCUGCUAUGGGUAACAACAUGGGUGGUGGAUUUAACGCUGGCAUGGGCGGUGGAUUUCAAAACAACAAUAUGGGUCAAUUUGGUGGCUUCAAUCGCGGUGGUGGCAUGAUGGGCGGGAUGCGUGGAGGUCCUAACAUGCGAGGACGAGGAGGCAUGAAUAAUGCGAUGAUGGGUGCUAUGCCAAUGGGUGGGAUGCCUAUGGCAGGUAUGCCAGGUGCUAUGGGUGGGAUGCCUAUGAAUAUGGGCCAGAUGGGAGGAGGGAUGCCAGGCGGUGGCUUUGGUGGUAUGCAACCACAUUUCAAUCCAGCCUUCUUCCAACAAAACCAAGCAGCUGGCGGCGACUGGCAGAAUCCACACGGAGCAAAACGACCACGGCCAGAAUAG